This is a messenger RNA of Jaculus jaculus (lesser Egyptian jerboa), 6592 nucleotides long. It is a transcript of the gene Adgrg6, whose product is annotated as adhesion G protein-coupled receptor G6. Lineage: Eukaryota; Metazoa; Chordata; Mammalia; Rodentia; Dipodidae. Gene Ontology annotation, molecular function: laminin binding; G protein-coupled receptor activity. Bases 281 to 3955 code for a protein of 1224 amino acids. Gene Ontology annotation, cellular component: membrane. The transcript has 24 exons. The record is from RefSeq and is a predicted model, not a curated record. Gene Ontology annotation, biological process: heart trabecula formation; myelination in peripheral nervous system; adenylate cyclase-activating G protein-coupled receptor signaling pathway.
GGACUCUUUUGAAACUUCUCCGGGCGGAGGUGCAGGAACUUGCCGCCUGCGCCCUCGCGCGCCGCAUCCGCACUUGAACUUGGGUCCCCACCGCGCGCGCGCGCCCCGCUUCCACCUUGCGGCCCGCCGGGGAGCCGCUGCGCGGAAAACCCUAUGAACUGGCCAGAGAGGGCGUGAUCCCGGAACCCGGGUCCUUUUGGGUGUUACAGCGGAGGCAGCGAGUGGAGAAGGAGGAGGAUGACCCUGCGGCCUCUGGGGACCUCCCCUCGGUAAUGCCCACAUGAUGUUUGACUCGGGUGGAAUGUGGUGCUGUCCCCAUUGGAAAUGGAAGCCAAGGCCCCUUCUGCUUGUGCUGGCUUUAUGCAUCUCUUGUGUUCCUUGCUCAGCGUGGGGAUGUGCCAAUUGCAGAGUGGUCCUGUCCAGCGCUUCCGGAACCUUUACUUCUCCAUGCUACCCCAAUGACUAUCCUAACAGCCAGGCUUGCCUGUGGACCCUCCGAGCACCCACCGGCUAUAUCAUCCAGAUCACGUUUAAUGACUUUGACAUUGAAGAAGCUCCAAAUUGCAUUUAUGACUCAUUAUCCCUUGAUAAUGGAGAAAGCCAGACAAAGUUUUGCGGAGCAACGGCCAAAGGUCUAUCAUUUAACUCAAGUGCGAAUGAGAUGCAUGUGUCCUUUUCAAGUGACUUUAGCAUCCAGAAGAAAGGUUUCAAUGCCAGCUACACCAGAGUUGCUGUGUCUUUAAGGAAUCAAAAAGUCAUCCUACCGCAGACCCAAGAUGCUUACCAGGUAUCAGUUGCUAGGAGUGUCUCCAUCCCAAAGCUUAGCGCUUUCACACUCUGCUUUGAAGCAGCCAAAGUCGGCAAUGAAGACAGCAACUGGACGGCUUUCUCAUACUCGCACAUGUCCCUGGCCGUGCCGUCACUCAGUUUUGGAAAGACAAACGCUGACUACUUCUUGUCCGUCUCUGGUUCAAAGUGCUUGCUGAACAGCUUGUUACCGCUGAAAGACAAGGAAGACAUCUUCACGGAAACCUUUGAGCAGCUCUGCAUCAUGUGGAACAACACUUUGGGAACUGUUGGUAUAAAUUUCAAAAAGAACUAUGGAACAGUUCCCUGUGAUUCCACCAUUGGUACUGUUAUUCCUGGGAAUGGGAAACUGUCGUUGGGCUCUGACAGGAACGAAGUGGCCUCUCUAAAAGGGGACAUUUAUAACUUUCGACUUUGGAAUUUUACCAUGAGUUCAAAACUUCUCUCCAACCUCAGCUGUAGUGCACAAGGGAAUGUCAUUGACUGGCAAAAUGACUUUUGGAGUAUUCCAACUCAGGCUCUGAAAGCUGAAAGCAACCUGAGCUGUGGUUCCUACCUGAUUCCAUUGCCGGCAGCAGAGCUAGCCAACUGCGCAGAGCUGGGCACCCUUUGUCAAGAUGGAAUCAUGUAUAGGAUUUCUAUAGUGAUUCAAAACAUUCUUCAUCACCCUGAAGUCAAAGUGCAGAGCAAAGUGGCAGAAUGGCUUAAUUCAACCUUCCAGAAUUGGAACUACACUGUCUAUGUGGUUAAUAUCAGUUUUCAUCUGAGCACCGGUGAGGACAAGAUCAAAGUCAAGAGAAGCAUUGAAGAUGACCAAAGGGUAGUGCUGUGGGCCCUUCUAGUUUACAACGCCACCAACAAUGCCAACUUGGAAGGAAAAGCCAUUCAGCAGAAGCUGUUAACAAAUAAUGCAUCUCUGGAUGAGGGUUUGAGGUUACAUACAGUGAAUGUGAGACAACUGGGCCUAUGUGGUGCAGUGGAGGAACCUAAGGGCUUUUAUUGGCCAGCCACCCCACCUUCAGAAUACAGCCAUUCGUGUCCUGACAAGCCUGGCUUUUCUGUCUCACGGACAUGUUACCGCCACCCUUCCAACACAUCAUUAGCCUUCUGGGGCCCCCUUGAUGUCUCCAACUGUUCAAGGGAAGCAAAUGAAGUUGCCAAUCAGAUAUUAAACCUAACUGGUGACGGGCAGAACUUGACCUCAGCCAAUAUUAACAGCAUUGUAGAGCAGGUCAAAAGAAUCGUGAACAAAGAAGAAAACAUUGACAUAACGCUCGGCUCAACUCUCAUCACUAUAUUUUCUAACAUCUUAAGCAGCUCAGAUAGUGACUUGCUUGAGUCAUCUUCUGAAGCUUUAAAAACAAUAGACGAACUAGCCUUCAAGAUAGACCUAAAUAGCACACCACAUGUGCAUAUCACCACUCAGAAUUUGGCUCUUGGAGUAUCUUCCCUGAACCCAGAGACAAAUGCAAUUUCAAAUUUUAGCAUUGGUCUUCCAGGCAAUAAUGAAUCAUAUUUCCAGAUGGAUUUUGAGAGAGGACAAGUGGAUCCAUUGGCUUCAGUAAUUUUGCCUCCAAAUUUACUUGACAAUUUAAGUCCAGAAGAUUUUGCACUAGUUAGAAGAGCUCAGUUUACUUUCUUCAACAAAACUGGACUUUUCCAGGACGUAGGACCCCAGAGGAAAACCUUAGUGAGCUACGUGAUGGCGUGCAGUAUUGGAAACAUUACCAUCCAGGAUCUGAAAGAUCCUGUUCAGAUUAAAAUCAAACACACAAGAACUCAGGAAGUACAUCAUCCCAUCUGCGCCUUCUGGGAUCUGAACAAAAACAAAAGUUUCGGAGGGUGGAACUCCUCGGGGUGUGUUGUGCACAGAGAUUCAGAUGCAAGUGAGACCAUCUGCUUAUGUAACCACUUCACUCACUUCGGAGUCCUCAUGGACCUUCCAAGGAGUGCCUCACAGAUGGAUGGAAGAGACACCAAAGUCCUCACCUUCAUCACAUACAUCGGCUGUGGAGUAUCUGCAAUUUUUUCAGCAGCAACCCUCCUCACAUAUGUUGCUUUUGAGAAAUUACGAAGGGAUUAUCCCUCCAAAAUCCUGAUGAACCUGAGCUCAGCCCUGCUUUUCCUGAAUCUCAUCUUCCUCCUGGAUGGCUGGAUCACCUCCUUUGACGUGGUCGCCCUCUGCACAGCUGUUGCUGCCCUGUUGCAUUUCUUCCUCCUGGCUACAUUCACCUGGAUGGGGCUGGAAGCCAUCCACAUGUACAUCGCCCUCGUCAAGGUUUUUAACACCUACAUCCACCGGUAUAUCCUGAAGUUCUGCAUCAUCGGCUGGGGUUUGCCUGCGGUGGUGGUGUCGAUUAUUUUAGCCAGCAGAAAACAAAAGGAAGUGUAUGGAAAAGAAAGUUAUGGGAAAGAACAAGGGGAUGAAUUCUGCUGGAUCCAGGACCCAGUGGUGUUUUACGUGAGCUGUGCUGGGUACUUUGGAGUCAUGUUCUUCCUGAAUGUCGCCAUGUUUGUCGUGGUGAUGGUGCAGAUCUGUGGGAGGAACGGCAAGAGAAGCAACCGGACCUUGAGAGAAGAGGUGUUAAGGAACCUGCGCAGUGUGGUUAGCCUGACCUUCCUGCUGGGAAUGACAUGGGGUUUUGCUUUCUUUGCCUGGGGGCCCUUAAAUCUCCCAUUCAUGUACCUGUUUGCCAUCUUCAAUUCAUUACAAGGCCUGUUCAUAUUCAUUUUCCACUGUGCUAUGAAGGAGAAUGUGCAGAAGCAGUGGCGACGACACCUCUGCUGUGGCAGGUUCCGGUUAGCAGACAACUCAGAUUGGAGUAAGACAGCGACCAACAUCAUCAAGAAAAGUUCCGAUAACCUAGGGAAAUCUUUGUCUUCAAGUUCCAUUGGUUCCAACUCAACUUAUCUCACAUCCAAAUCCAAAUCCAGCUCUACCACCUAUUUCAAAAGGAACAGCCACUCAGACAGUGCUUCCAUGGACAAAUCCUUGUCAAAACUGACCCAUGCUGAUGGAGAACAAACGUCAAUCAUCCCCGUUCAUCAGGUCAUUGAUAAGGUCAAGGGUUACUGCAAUGCUCAUUCGGAUAACUUCUAUAAAAAUAUCAUCCUGUCUGACUCCUUCAGCCACAGCACGAAGUUUUAGUGUCAUUGACAGAAGAAAAGAGAAAACCUGCCUUAGAAACGUGAAGAUCAGCCACCCCUGAAAACUCCCGACUAGCAGAUGCCAGUGUGCGGUUCCCUGGGUAACUGCAUAGGAGAGGAGGGAUGAAAGUUGUUAACAGGCUUUUGAAGAAUUUUAUAGAUAUCCUAUCCAAGGUGUCCUUUCCGUGGAUGAACUUCAGUCAUUGCUACUCCAGUGCUGAAGGCAUUAGGGUUCAGGAGUUCAAGGAGAUAGAACGCUUUAGAAUGUGGAACUGAGUUGAACUAAUCACAACUUGGCAGUGGGACAUGUUAAAGCUAGAGGAAGAAAGCCAAGGACAGACUCUAGCUUAGAUCUUGUACCUCAUGAUCAAGCUUAGAAGUAAACAUUUUUCAAUAUCCACUUUUUCAAAGAUCAUAUGAAAAGCAUACCAAUGUUUGUGUUUAUUUUGGAUGCCCAAAAGUUCCACUGCACUGCUAGUUUCUGUGAAUAUAGCAGUGUUUUUCAUUCCCUUUUCAAUAAAAUGUCAACCACAGGGUGAAAAAACGGUUAAUAUUUGACCCAAAGAUUAAAAAUAAAAUUUCUUUACUGUGUCAACUAUUUACCCUUCAUGACCAUAAUAACAUGCUAAGGAAAGUUUUCCAAAAAUAUUGACCUAACUAAUGAGAUUAUGUAAAUUUCUAGUAGUUCGUUUAUUCUAGUCAAGACGUAAAGCUUAAAUAUUGUCUCAUGAUCUGCCAUACAUACAUUUGAAUCCAGCUGAAGGACGGUCAUCCAUUAAUGUAGACCUGGCAGGAAUCACUGAAUAAAAACUUGUUAGACCUCUCCUUCCCACCUUCACUGUGUAAGGAGCCCGCAGGCUUCAGAGGGGAAGGAGAAGGUCUGUUAGGUAUGCUGUGUAUACUAGACUUUCCCUUUUAGGAAACACACUUUUGAGACUCUCUGGUCCUGCCCUCGCUCUAACAAUUUUAAGAUAUUUCAAAUCACACACACUUUAAAGACCUCUGACUUUCUCUAGUGAGAAUUUUGUCCCUAGGAGCAUACACGGAAUGUGGCUGUCUCAGUUAAUCAAAAUAAUUUAUAAAUAUGUGGGUCUGCAACUGUUAGCAUUCUCCAGUGAUAGUGUGUAUGGGCCUAAGAAGGUCUGGCAAGAUAUAUGGUGUAAUAUUUAUGAGUCAUAUUGCUCCAUUCUAAUCAUGCAUGUUAGGCAGUGCAUCUAACUGUUAUGCUAUCCUGAGCAAGGAGUGUUUGCCAUUGAAGAAGUAAGAGCCUACAAUUUAAGUGUUCUGAAUGAAGGAGUCUUAUCCAGCUGUCUCUGUGCAUGUUAUGCAUUACCUGUGUCCAAGACUGUCUGGAAAGCACCUGUUUUUGCUAUGUAACAGCACAGUAAUGAGAAAGGGGGAUAUUAUAGAGAAAGUAGGAGCCAGACCUGAGCCUCGAAAAUGUGCUGCUCUGUCCAGGAAGCUGGUAAUUCUUAGCGUAAGAUGUGGAAUCCUCACAGGCUGUGCAUCAACUCAGGAGGACUCGCAUCUAUAGCUGGUCUUCUACCUAAAAGCUAGAUGGCAGGCUCCAAAGGAUGCUAACUCAGUACAGUGAUUUUUUUUUUAUUAUUAUUAUUACUAUUCGUGUUUGUUGCAACCUGAAACUUCAUCCCAGGGAUGUGAACUUUGCCCAGCCUAGCUUUCACACUAUAGGGAGCCACUGAGGAGAAAAGGCAAAUCUUUAGGUCACUACGUUCCACUUCAGUAAAGCCAGGUUCUUUUCUCUGGGCUUAUAUUAACAGGCUUCUUAUUGUGCCAGAAAUGACAUACAUAGAUAAAUGAAAACUAUUCUCAAACAGUCACUGGAAAAAAAAAAUCAUAUCCUUCUCCCCAACUUUAGAUAUUCAUGAUAGGUUUUAAUUAGGUUUCUACUGUGAGAUUUCUGUACCAUGUGCACAGUUAAGUAGUAGUAAUUAAGAUAUGCCUUCAAGCCUGUAUAUAUCAAAUAUAUAUAUUUGGCAAUAAUGUCAGCUCCACUUUGAAAAUUUCCAACAGCCAAAUGAGAAAAAAUGAAAUAGCUGAAUAUUUGAAAAUGGAUAUAAAAGACUGAGACAAAUUCUACCUUAGUUUUAAGUAUGCAUCUCUUACAUUACUUGUCCCCUAAGAACAGUAGGGCAGGAAUUUAACUGGGAAGCCAAACUUCAGCCUGCACCCUUCUUUAAACUUAUAUCAAUUUAUACUUUUUCCCUUCUCCCCACCCCGCCCUUCAUCAGCUGUCUUUGUUAGUGAUGUUGUGUUAGUUAUUGCUUGAGUCUGGGAUGCUGAGAUGGUCUCCAUUCGUGUUGCCAUUGCCCAACAUUAUAGGCAUUUCCUUCAUUGUUGGCCUAGUCUCUUUUGUAUAUAUUUAUUUAUUUGUGUUCAUAAAUGUCAAUUGUUUCUUAUUGUAGCUUUAUAUUGCCUAGCUUCCCUGUUUUCAUUAAUUUCCUAUUAGAGAGACUGUAUAUAUUUUUUCUAGAAAAAUUGUGAAAUAGUUUUCUGUAGCAAUACUUUUGAAUAUGAUGGGAAAAAAUGACUGUGAGUGCAAAUUAGACGUAGUAGUGAGAAGCUGCGAUCGCCGGUUUGCUAUUUUACUUACAUGGAAAAUGAUUUUCAAAUAAAU